Messenger RNA from Linum tenue, 156 nucleotides. The record is from the annotation of a GenBank genome assembly. NCBI's taxonomy places the organism in Eukaryota, Viridiplantae, Streptophyta, Magnoliopsida, Malpighiales, Linaceae.
AUGUUGCAUUUCUUCUUCGCAGUGGCGUUCUCGGCCGUGUCGUUGACGCUCUACAUCCCGUUGACCCACUCCCUCAACUUGUUCGUAGAGACGGUCGAGGAUGUCCAAGCCCAACACGUGGUAAUACCAUCUGACAUGAUUAAAUUGUUAUAUUAA